AUGGGAAGUAAUAUCUCAGUCCUGCCAGUUCUCUCUCGCACUCUGCAGGAGGCUGACUUCUCCUACAACAUCUUGCGUGAGGUGGGCGAAGACAAGUUCCUGAGGGCUCGCAAACUCCACCACCUCAACCUCGCCCACAACCACAUCAGGGAAAUAAAAGAGCGCGACUUUUACGGGCUCAAGACACUCCACCGCCUCGACCUCGCCCACAACAGCCUCCACACCGUCGCCGCCUCCUCCUUCAUUCCCCUCCACCAGCUCCGCCACCUCCACCUCCAGCACAACCACCUCACCCACCUCGACGCCCGCGACCUCCACGCCCUCUCCACGCACGCCCACGCCACACUGCACCACAAUCCAUGGGCGUGCCAGUGUCAGAUGCUUGCGGCCCUUACCCAAUUGCAAGCAUGUCCUGACUGCAAGCAUAAGCGCAUACCUCUGAACUGCACUGAACGCGACCAUCAACAAGAAGUCUCCUCCCUUCUCCGCACCUGCUUACACGCUAUCCAGGCGACCCAGGGGCUUCAAGACGAGUCAGACGAGGACCUAUCAGAAGAACAGGACGUGGGGGGCGAAGCGCAGACGGGGGGCGCUGUCCUGAUCGUCCCCUCCCUGGUCAUCCUCAUCGUCAUCGGCGUGGGGUUAGCCUGUGGAUACCGCUUGUAUAAGAAACAUAGGAGAGUUAUCCGUUCAACUUUCUCGCCCGUUUUCUGUGGUUGCUGCAGCGGUGGUGGUGGUGGCGCUAAUAAUAAUAACGUUAAUCAUCAUCAUCAUCAUCAGGAGGCCUCACAGUUACGAUCGGGGGAGUUGCAGGAUUCCGACACUGAAACGGAGAUGUGAAUUUUGGGUUCUGGGUAGUGUGUGUGUGUGUGUGUGUGUGUGUGUGUUAAGUCCAAGUUAUGUGUUUUUUUUCUUUUUCUUUCUCAUCUCUCGUUUUUAUCUCCUUUUUUUCUUUGUUUUCCUUUUUUUGUUUUCAUCUUUUCUUUUGCUUUUCUUUCCCGUUUUCCUCCUUUCCUUUCCUUUUCCUUUGUUUUCACUUCUCUUACUCUUCCAAGUUAUGUGUUUUUCCCUUUUUCUUUCUCAUCUCGUUUUUAUCUCCUUUUUUUUUCUUUGUUUUCCUUUCCCUUCCUUUCUUUUCCUUGUUUUGUUUUCAUCUUUUCUUUUGCUUUUCUUUCCCUUUUUCCUUCUUUCCUUUUCCUUUAUUUUCUCUUCUCUUGCCUCCUUCUCUUUUCUUUAUUUUAUCUUCCCUUUAUUUUCCAUCCUUUCCUUUCCUUUCCUUUCCUUUCCCUUCCCUCUCCUUUCCCUUUCCUUUCCUUUCCCUUCCCUUCGUUUUUCUUAUAUUUCCCUUCCCUUCCCUUCCCCAUCUUUUCCUUCAUAUCUUUCCCAUUAUUUUCCUCUCCAUUAACUUCUCUUCCCUUCCCCUUCCCUUCUCCACCCUUCCCUCCUUU
Messenger RNA from Eriocheir sinensis (Chinese mitten crab), 1448 nucleotides. Its product is annotated as leucine-rich repeat-containing protein 26-like. The transcript has 5 exons. Gene Ontology annotation, molecular function: protein binding. Bases 1 to 840 code for a protein of 279 amino acids. The record is from RefSeq and is a predicted model, not a curated record. NCBI's taxonomy places the organism in Eukaryota, Metazoa, Arthropoda, Malacostraca, Decapoda, Varunidae.